Saprolegnia parasitica CBS 223.65 is the source of this 1619-nucleotide messenger RNA. Its product is annotated as tubulin alpha chain. Gene Ontology annotation, molecular function: structural constituent of cytoskeleton; GTP binding. The coding region runs from base 174 to 1535 and encodes 453 amino acids. The transcript has a single exon. The record is from RefSeq and is a predicted model, not a curated record. Gene Ontology annotation, biological process: microtubule cytoskeleton organization; mitotic cell cycle. NCBI's taxonomy places the organism in Eukaryota, Oomycota, Saprolegniomycetes, Saprolegniales, Saprolegniaceae. Gene Ontology annotation, cellular component: cytoplasm; microtubule.
CGUUGGGUGACGAAAUCCAUUGGACCAAUCGACGCUUUGACGCAUUGGAUCUUUCGGCUCCAAUUCCAACUCGACCAGCUCACUUUGCCUUUGUACUCUAAGCUCCCUCACGCAGCUUCGUGUACACGCGACCGCUUCUGUCUCCCUCCACGACAACCGCCACCUAAUCCAACAUGCGUGAGGUCAUCUCGAUCCAUCUCGGCCAAGGCGGCAUCCAGACCGGUAAUGCGUGCUGGGAACUCUACUGCCUCGAGCACGGCAUCCAGCCCGACGGCCAAAUGCCAUCGGACAAGACCAUUGGCGGCGGCGACGACGCCUUCAACACGUUCUUCAGCGAGACCGGCGCCGGCAAGCACGUGCCCCGCGCCGUGCUCGUGGACCUCGAGCCGUCCGUCUGCGACGAGGUGCGCACGGGCACGUACCGCCAGCUGUACCACCCGGAGCAAAUCAUCUCGGGCAAGGAAGACGCGGCCAACAACUAUGCCCGCGGCCACUACACGAUCGGCAAGGAAAUCGUCGACUUGGUGCUUGAUCGCAUCCGCAAGCUCGCCGACAACUGCACGGGUCUGCAGGGGUUCCUCGUCUUCAACGCCGUCGGUGGCGGUACCGGGUCGGGCCUCGGCGCGCUCCUUCUCGAGCGUCUCUCGGUCGACUAUGGCCGCAAGUCGAAGCUCGGCUUUACGAUUUACCCGUCGCCGCAGGUCUCGACGGCCGUCGUCGAGCCGUACAACUCGGUGCUCUCGACGCACUCGCUCCUCGAACACACGGACGUGGCCGUGAUGCUCGACAACGAAGCCAUCUACGACAUUUGCCGUCGGUCGCUCGACAUUGAGCGUCCCACGUACACAAACUUGAACCGCCUCAUCGCGCAGGUCAUCUCGUCGCUCACGGCGUCGCUGCGCUUUGACGGUGCACUCAACGUCGAUGUGACCGAGUUCCAGACCAACCUCGUGCCGUACCCGCGCAUCCACUUUAUGUUGUCGUCGUAUGCACCGGUCAUCUCGGCCGAGAAGGCGUACCACGAGCAGCUCUCGGUGGCCGAGAUCACCAACUCGGCGUUCGAGCCGGCGUCGAUGAUGGCCAAGUGUGACCCGCGCCACGGCAAGUACAUGGCGGCGUGUCUCAUGUACCGCGGCGACGUGGUGCCCAAGGACGUGAACGCGGCCGUGGCGACGAUCAAGACGAAGCGCACGAUCCAGUUUGUCGACUGGUGCCCGACGGGCUUCAAGUGCGGCAUCAACUACCAGCCGCCGACGGUCGUGCCGGGUGGCGAUCUCGCGCGUGUCCAGCGCGCCGUGUGCAUGAUCUCCAAUACGUCGGCCAUCGCCGAGGUCUUCUCGCGCAUCGAUCACAAGUUCGACUUGAUGUACGCCAAGCGUGCGUUCGUUCAUUGGUACGUCGGUGAGGGCAUGGAAGAAGGCGAGUUCUCGGAGGCGCGCGAAGACUUGGCCGCGCUCGAGAAGGACUACGAAGAAGUGUCGGCCGAGACCGCCGAGGGCGAAGGCGAGGAAGAGGAGCUCGGCGAGGAGUACUAACUAGACUGCUCCAAAAAUGUAAUCAACACAAGAGUUCUUCUCAAGCUUCGAUUAUGGACCCUUGUCUUUUGGUUACAACGGGAU